AUGGUGGAUUGGGUCCUUACAUCCUUUGCAGUGCUCACAUGGGCAGCUGUGCCAGCCGCAUCUGUAGAUACCAAUCUCCUAUCAAUUCGCGGCCAACAACCCAUCCACUUGAACCUGACCGGCCAUUUACCCGCAGAAAAGAUCCUAGACUUUGUCUUUGUGGACUUUGAUGUUCCCGAAGGAACAACUUCAAUAUCUGUACUGCAAAAGUACUCGUUGAAAGGGAGGGGAAAUGCCCUAGACCUUGGAUGCUGGGACCAACGAGGCCACCAUCUUGCUUUAGAGGGGAACUUCACCACUGGAUUCCGUGGAUGGUCCGGCGGCGCAAGGAAUAACUUCACUAUUACCCCUGAAUACGCUUCCCCUGGAUAUAUUGCGGGUGCGAUCCAACCUGGUGUCUGGUCCGUAGCCCUUGGGCCAUACAACUCAGUUCCCCAAGGCAUUCACUACGAAUUGAAUAUCCAGCUGGGAUUUGAGCCUGUAAAGUCCUACUUUCAGCCUGCAUUUGCACCAAGUCGUGUAGAUAGCAGCCUAUAUAUGAACGAGUCUGGGAGCAAUAUCGACCAGCUGAAAAACGGACAGGGACAACCUGGCUUCCAAUGGUACCGAGGGGACUUCCACAUUCACACUAUAUACUCAGAUGGCAAACAGACUCCCCAAAGAGUGGCAGAGCUGGCUCAACAAGCCAACUUCUCAUUCUUCUUCAGUACCGACCAUAACACUCAAUCCUCGGGCUUGAUUUGGGGUGCCGUCGCUCCGCCAUCUCUGCUCGUCGGAAGAGGCAUCGAGGUGACCACCCGUGGCGGGCACUGGAACGCACUGGGCCUCAACUGGAACGAAUGGGUUGAAUUUCGUUAUAAGGGGAACGACAGCACCGCGAUCUCUCAAGCGGUUCGACAGCUCCAGCGCCAGGGAGGCCUUGCAGUGGCUAAUCAUCCAUUUGCUAACGACUGUCUUGCGAAGGCCGUGGAUAAGUGGCACAGUAUGCUUGUUCAGGGGUCAAGGGCAUUCGCUAUCGGCGGCAGCGAUUAUCAUAACUCCCCGUCUGCAGUCGGCAUGCCUACUACCGUAGUUCGUUCAGAGAGUCUGUCAACGGCACAGAUCGUGGAUAGUCUUCGCCAUAAUCGAGCGUAUAUCGUUCGUGACCCGGGUAUUGAUAUCCAAUUCACCCUUAUCCACCAGGGCGAGACAAUCCAUGUCGGUGAUAAAGUAAACGGUGGAAAGGAAAAUAAGAUCCAUGGUCCAAUAUCUGCAGUUCUAGAGGUGAAGGGACUUCCUGCGAAUGCUGUGGCCCUUUUUAUAUCCGAUAAAGGCCUUCUUAAACGCCAGACUAUCUCCCAGUCUGAUCAUGUUCUUCAUUCCAGAUUAGAUUCAAAGUAUUCCUUCAUCCGCAUGGAAAUCCAAGAUCCGACUGGCUCUAUGCUGGCCAUGACAAAUCCAAUUUGGAUAUAA
This is a messenger RNA of Trichophyton rubrum CBS 118892, 1452 nucleotides long. RefSeq lists its product as uncharacterized. Lineage: Eukaryota; Fungi; Ascomycota; Eurotiomycetes; Onygenales; Arthrodermataceae. The record is from RefSeq and is a predicted model, not a curated record. Gene Ontology annotation, molecular function: 5'-3' RNA exonuclease activity; 5'-3' DNA exonuclease activity. The transcript has 2 exons. Bases 1 to 1452 code for a protein of 483 amino acids.